AUGACCCACUGCUGUUCUCCUUGCUGUCAGCCUACAUGCUGCAGGACCACCUGCUGCAGGACCACCUGCUGGAAGCCCACCACUGUGACCACCUGCAGCAGCACACCCUGCUGCCAGCCCUCCUGCUGUGUGUCCAGCUGCUGCCAGCCUUGCUGCCGCCCAACUUGCUGUCAAAACACCUGCUGCAGCACCACCUGCUGCCAGCCCACUUGUGUGACCAGCUGCUGUCAGCCUUCCUGCUGCAGCACACCCUGCUGCCAGCCCACCUGCUGUGGGUCCAGCUGCUGUGGCCAAACCAGCUGUGGGUCCAGCUGCUGUCAGCCUAUUUGUGGGUCCAGUUGCUGUCAGCCUUGCUGCCACCCGACUUGCUAUCAAACUACCUGCUGCAGGACCACCUGCUGCCAGCCUACCUGCUGCCAGCCUACCUGCUGCAGGAACACCUCUUGCCAGCCCACCUGCUGUGGGUCCAGCUGCUACCAGCCUAGCUGCAGGUCCAGCUGCUGCCAGCCGUGCUGCCGCCCAACAUGCUGUCAAACCACUUGUAGAUCCACCUGCUGCCAACCAUCCUGUGUGACCAGCUGCUGCAGCACACCCUGUUGCCAGCCAACCUGUGGUGGGUCCAGCUGCUGUAGCCAAACCUGCAACGAGUCCAGCUGUUGUCUGCCUUGCUGCCAUCCCACCUGCUGCCAGACCACCUGCUGCAGGAACACCUGUUGCCGCCCCAGCUGUUGUUGCAGUCCUUGCUGUAUCUCCAGCUGCUGCCAGCCUUCCUGCUGCUAA
This is a messenger RNA of Pongo pygmaeus (Bornean orangutan), 780 nucleotides long. It is a transcript of the gene KRTAP9-1, whose product is annotated as keratin associated protein 9-1. Bases 1 to 780 code for a protein of 259 amino acids. The record is from RefSeq and is a predicted model, not a curated record. Lineage: Eukaryota; Metazoa; Chordata; Mammalia; Primates; Hominidae. Gene Ontology annotation, cellular component: keratin filament. The transcript has a single exon.